This is a messenger RNA of Venturia canescens, 6989 nucleotides long. RefSeq names its product poly(A) RNA polymerase gld-2 homolog A-like. The record is from RefSeq and is a predicted model, not a curated record. The coding region runs from base 956 to 2938 and encodes 660 amino acids. Gene Ontology annotation, molecular function: poly(A) RNA polymerase activity. NCBI's taxonomy places the organism in Eukaryota, Metazoa, Arthropoda, Insecta, Hymenoptera, Ichneumonidae. The transcript is spliced from 11 exons.
GUCUCUGUUAUCAAUUGGGGCAGAAAUUCAAAAAUGUGUAACGUUUCGGGUUUCGGUUUAUGUAGAGUAUAAUAAUACGUAGUAAAUAACACGGGAAAGGAAGAAUUUAAUCGUGUUUAUCACGAAUUGCCAAAAGAUAGAAGGAGUGCGAUUAAAAGUGUAGAAUCAUUUGGCUCGAAAACAUUUAUUUAAAAUCCAGAGGAUUUAUUUCGCGAUUAAAUUGUAGAAUUGAGGUUUUUAUUUCUCUCUCCGUAUAUUUUUCGCAAAGUUGAGCGAAUCCUGUAGAAAAAAGUUUUGGGGCGGGGAAACAGAACCGGUACAUUUACAAACGAUCUACACAAGAACCUACAUUUUCCUAACGGCCGCGCGUUGCAGUAAUAAUUCCACCGAUUUCGCAUUGACGUUUAAAAGAAAUACAGGGUGUGCCAAAAUCAAGGUGGACGGAAAAAUGAAAUAAGCGAAGUGGGUGACGCAACGCACGAACGAGAGCGAGAUAAGGAAAAGGAAAAAGAAACGUAUUCGCACUGAGCUAAAUGAUGGCAACAUGGCGAGCCAACGAUUGUCCUAAGAAAAACAGGGAAUUGGGCCGCACACUAUAAAUUAUUAAAAGUUGCUGAAGGAAGUUAAAAAUCAGGCAAAAAUAGCUACAGGAUCGACGAAACAAGCAAAAAACAAUAAUCGAUCCAAACAAUAAAAAUCUGUGAACGUUAUAUAAAAAAAUAAAAGCUAUAUAUCUCACUUUUGUAUCGAUGAGACCCAUACCGCUUGUUUAUCAAAAUUGUAAAGCUUUGAAUAUUGUGUUUAGUCCGACGGUGAAAUGACCGAAUGUUAAAAGAAAAACACUUUUUUUGCUUUUUUUUUCUUCCAAAUUCCAAGUUGCUGGGUAAUGAAAUUUCAUUCAGAAAGUAUUCAAAAUUGACUUUUGAUCUUUCGUUAAAACUAUAAUAUUUUAAUCAUGUAUCGCACAAUGGUACCUUCUCCCAUGAUGGUUCAAAUCGUCGACAAUCAACAAACAAAUUCUCAGCCUGGUACACCGGGCCAAAACUAUAAUCAACGUCCUAAUAACACAACAAAUACCACAAUCAAUCGACACACAAAUUAUCACGCAUAUCGUCCCAAUACCUCUGUCAACAGACAUCCUUUCAUGCAGACAGGAUCGUACCGUUUGGAAGUGUUGCAACUGAUGGGUUUGGAGAUACCACCGUUGAGAGGAACAGAUUUUAGAAUGCAAAAUAACGGUGGCAUUUGGCAAAGAAGAUCGUGUCCAUCAGGCAAUAAUCCAUCAAAUAUGCCACCACCAAAUCACUCGAAUUAUCGUCCUGAAUAUUUUAAUGGAGGGGCGAAUAAAAAACAAAAUUGGAAUAAUCGUGCAAACAAACGUAAUGUUGGCUGUCGCGAGAUAUUACCAAAAAAAGAGACUUACAGCAGCGACAGUGGUUUCAGCUCACGUUCACCAACACCCAGCAAAAAUCGUGGCGACAGUAGCCAAACGGAAAGCUCGGACGAGCGUGAUUCCGUUUCUUCCUCCAUAGAUCAGGAAAACAAACAUUUACACGAGAUGAAUAAAAAUUCAUCGAUCGUAAGCAACGUAAAUACGGCGCAGAGUGGACAAAUGACGGUCGCUACGAAUCAACAAUAUUAUCCGACCCAACGAAACCCACCUAACUACAAUAACAAUGCGAAUGCACUGAGACCUCAAACGCAAAAUUAUCCAGGCAAAAAGAGAUAUCACACUGGGAGGAACAGUCCACCUUCUCAGAGAAAUCAAAAAGGAAGAAGAUUCACGAGUGUAGUGCUGCCUUCCUACAAUUUGCUACCCCGCAGUUACAUCGUAGCACCGGAUCGUUUUCUCGCAAGGUCGCAUCUCGUCCAAGUGCAUGUCGCGCCCGACGAUCUUUAUGGCGGCACCGGAUGGAGUGGACUUUCUCACGACAUUUGGGCAAAAUUUAUUGCGCAUCAACAGACCGAAUCUACCUUCAAAAACAAAAUGAUGCUCUGGAAGGGUCUCUACUUUUAUAUAAAAACCACGUUUCCAAAGUACGGCCUUUUUUUGGUCGGUUCAACGAUGAACGGCUUUGGAUCUGAUAACAGUGACGUGGAUCUCUGUCUUCUAGUCAGACAAACGGAAAUGGUGCAAAGAAUCGAAGCCAUCACCCAUUUGCAGCAGUUACAAAAGUGUCUCAGAGGCUGUGAUUACGUGGAACACUUAGAAUUAAUAAAAGCCAAAGUGCCAAUAUUAAAAUUUCGUGAUUACAUAAGAAACUUGGAGGUCGAUCUCAACUGCAACAAUGCAGUGGGAAUCAGAAAUACUCACUUGUUGUACUGUUACUCGAGAAUCGAUUGGCGAGUUAGACCUCUUGUACUAGUUGUCAAACUUUGGGCACAGUGCCAAGAUAUUAACGACGCCAAAAACAUGACCAUUUCCAGUUACUCCCUGGUUCUCAUGGUUAUACACUUUUUACAAUGUGGAGUUACCCCGUGCGUACUUCCGUGCCUUCAUGCAAUAUUUCCAAACAAGUUCAGUCCUAGCUCAGAUAUUCACGGUAUCGAUAUCCAGGAAGACCUCAAAAUCGAAGUUAAUCCGGUCAAUCGUCAACCGCUUGGUGAACUGUUAUUCGAAUUCUUCAAAUACUACGCUAUGUUCGAUUACAGCAAAUAUGCGAUAUCGGUGAGGAUGGCAAGAAAAAUGCCAAUCGACGAGUGUCGCAGAGUAAUUUCUUACAAAAACGAUCCUUACGAAUGGAAAUAUCUGUGCAUCGAAGAACCGUUCGAUCUAACGAACACUGCUCGUUCGGUAUACGAUUACGCAGUAUUCUCGCGAAUAAAAGAGAUUUUCGUAAACGCCUAUCAAAGACUGAAGGACAAUCGUGAUCUCGGGAGUAUAUUUGUGAAAACAGGACCACGAAUGGUGCAGCCAUACCCUCAUUACGGCCACUAGAUGAGUGAAGAAUAGUGAUGUGGUUUUAAUCUGCGAAGCCACACGAAGGGAAUUUUUCUUCAUCCUAUUUAAAACACAUUCGUUUUUUACUUUUUUCUCUUUCAUUCGUCGUUCUUACACGUCGAUACCUUUGCAAUUAAUUCGAGGGGAAGACGGGAUUCGAAAGGAGAAUAUACGGUCGCUUAACAGCGCAAUUAGUCGUGGUUGAUGAUUGUCCAAAGUUUUCGAAAAAAAAAACGACUCGAAUGUCGAUUAUUUUUCGAGAGUGGGAGAAAUAAGCAAUUUGUGAUGACACUUGAAAACGAAGUUGAGGAUUUUCUCUUGAAAACGAAUUGUUGCUCAAUAACGAUAAUUUUCGAUGGGGAUGAUCGAUACCUUUUGUCAUUAAAAUGAGAAAAAGCCUGAUGACGUUUGUGUAGGAAUAGGAAUCGUGCCCAAAAAAAGAAUUAAGAAUUGGAUGGACAAUUUAAUUGCGACGAUUAUUUCACCAACGUAUCAAAUCGUCGUAGAAUUAUGACGACUUGGGCAACUUGUAUCAAAUUGUUGAGAUGUAUUUGUGUCCGAGCCGUUCGUGAAGACGCGAAACAAAGAUGGAAACUAGCGGAGGUACAUGGAAGGCGGUGAUAGAAUAUUUAUAGUUAAAAAUACGUGUUAAUAGAUCGCGAAUAUUUUUUUAUUUAUACUUCUUAAACCGCGUAGAAAAUCGCGAGGCCUUAUAAACGGUACGGUACGUUGAUUGUCCGAACUGGAAAAAAAUAAAUAAAAACAAACGGAAUAUGAAGAAAAAAACAAAUAUGCUCAAAAAGAAGGACUUAAAGUGGCUAGAGAAUAAUUGCCAAGAAAAGUGUCGCAAUACACCUAUUAAAAAGAAUUAAAAAAACAAAAACAUAUCGUAUCCACGGGAAUCACGUGAAUGGCUGAAAGUGAUUUUUCUCAAUACAGAAAAAAGGACGAAAAAAAUUAUAUAAAAUAAAUUAAAACACGACUACAAAAUAAUGAAAAAAAAAAAAAAAAAAACAAAACUAUGCAUUUAAUAAUAAUUUGUUUGGAAUGAGACAAGAGAGCGCAAACGCGAGGAAUUAGUCGGUUCCUAGAGCGCUCAUGAGGUGGACUUUUUUUGUGUUUCACUACGAAAACCGUCCUUGAAAAAAGAAAGCAUAAAUAUAACGAUAAUUUAUAGUAAAAAUAGGCAAAAAAAUAUAAAAAUGAAAUAUGAAAAAAAAUAUAUAAAAUAUCCAAAGAGAAAAACAUGUUAAAAAAUGAAUAUUAUAUAUAUAUACAUGAGAGAUCGUUAAUGAUAUUUAAGUUUGUAGUAUUAAUUGUUUGUAAGUGUCGUAAGAAAAAAAAACAGUGUCGAAUCAUGAUAGUUUUGUUUUUUUUUUGCGUCUGUGAGGGAGAAAAUACGUAAGUCACGCCUGCGCGAAUUUAAUGCAUUGAUAGAAGAUCAAAUUUAUUUCGCGUUAUCAACAGGCCGGGCUUACUUCGAGCCUUAGAGCCCAAAUUCUUGUGUUCGAUGCAGAAGCAUUCUUCGACGAUUAUCUAACAACCAAAGAAUUGGGGGAAAUGAAGGCGGGGAGGAGAGCGUUGUCGGACGAUAAUAACCGUUCGUACAUUCCAAAUGAUCGACGUUAAUUUGGGUGAGAAAAAAAAAGGAACUGAAAAAUGAAUAUCAUUUUGACGCGAGUGAGUUUGAUAAUAUUUCAAUUUUGAAAUUUAUACUACGAUCAAUUUCCUAGCGAAUUUUUUCUACCAAGUUCCUAACGUUAUGACAAUACACGAAAGAGGAGAAUAAAUCUCAAGUUAUCGGAAAAAACGCGAGUUCACGAAGCGUGCGUUUUUCGGAUUUCUAUUUUGUACCACGAUUCGAUUCUCAUUUAAAAUUGCAUCUACGUAUGCUUGAUUAUUUUUUUUUCUGUUUUCUGAUUAAUCGAAUCGUGACUUUGCGAAUGGAUUUUUCCACUGUCUCGCAACGAUUUUUCGGAAAAUCAAAUGUGAGUCGCAAUGAAAAAUUAUCCGAGUAUUUCAAAUCGAAUGAAACAUCAAUAUUUCCAACUAUUUUUUGAAAACCGCUUUCGUUUUGAUGUGGAAACAACCUUAGACAUGCCACCUGAGUUGUGAGGCUGUGUCACCAUUUUACAUUAUUGUAAACUUUUCAUGUUAAUUGUAAUGAAAAUCGCUAUCGCUUUCGCUGGUUCGGUGCAAAAAAAAAAAAUGUAUUGUCGGCAAUAAUUCAAUUUAAUAUUCAUGAAACGGUUUCUUCAUACCGAACUUCAUUUUGUUCCGAAAUUAUUGAAGAACCCAUAAUUCCAUCAUAACUUUAUUCCGCUUUUAGAAUUCUGGUUUUCGAAAUGUUUCUUUCUUUUCUACCUUUUGCACAGAUCCGGCGUUCGUGAAAAGCGUGAUAAUGAAGCCGAAAAGUAGACAUGUAGAAAAAUAAUUCUGUCAAAAAUUAAUCCGUCGAAUUCGGCGAUUUCAAAAUCAAUUUUGUAUUAACAUUCGAUCAAUAGUGUGACCCUUUGAGUCACACUGUUGAAAAAAAUGUUUCAUGUGUAUUUCAAUAUUUAAAAACAGACACUGUAAUUACGCAAUUUUUGUGACCGUUACAAUCGAUAUGAAUUAUAGUAAAAAAAAAAUAUUUUCAACACAAAAUUAUGAUGUUCAUCAACAUUCAAACAUUUCCGGAUCUUCACUUUUCUUAUCAACAUUUUCGAGCAUAUUUUUGGAUCUACCAUUUUUGCAUCAAAUUUGAUUAAACAACCUCGAUUGUAACGGAAUUGAUAUGUGAAUUCUGAAUUUGUAAUUCAUAAGCGAAUUAUCAAAUUAUUUUUUGUAAAUUUCAUUUUUUCGCUCGAAAAUAAAUGCAAUGUUUAUAUAAACGGAGUGAUAAUUAUUUUGUUUCGAAACAAGCAUCGUUGAGAGUUGGACUGCAUGCAGAGGGAAAGAAAAACUAAUUCAAAAUAAUUCCCUUGUUCAUGUCACAUUUAUUGGGUACCAUAAGAAUUUUACAGUGAAACAUUGUUUUCUGUUUUUUUUUUUUCGCAAUACAAUCUGCAGUUGGGUGGUGCGUUGUUAGGAGAGAAUGAAAAUAAAAAUAUAAGAAUUUCUCGCGCUUUGCGUAGUAAUUCAUCUAUCAUACAAAUCAUGUUGCGCUCUAUUACGGGAUUAUUGACCGAAAAUAAGAUUUCCAUAAAAAUACACAUUCGUAUACGAUCAGUAACGAACCAAUGGAUGAAAACGUAAUUUUUUUUAUCAAUGAAUUUAGGACCGAAAAUAUAUUCUGAAGUCCAUGAGUAAAGAGAAUAAGAAAAUAGUGUGAAAAAAACACUCAUUUACCUCGAAGUAGUAUGGGAUCGAAAAACGUUUGUCAUAAGUAUAAAUUUUUCUCUGCUGACACAAUGUAAUCGUAUCUUGAUAUUAUCGAGUUUCUUCGAUGACUACGCAAAAAUAAUUUGACAAAAUCAACGAGUAAAGAAAACGAUUUAUUAACUCUCUCUCUCUCACACACACCUGCUCCUUCCUUGGACUGCGUUAACCUUAUGCAUACAUAUAUUUUUGUUUGUUACAAGAAAUUAAAGAAAUAACGAAAUAAACGAGGAAGAAAAAAGAAGUGAAGAUGAUUAAACGAAUCAACAUGAUUAUAUGAAAUAAUCGAAUAUAAUCCCGGAUAAUUUUUCUGUUUGUUUUUUAUGUUCUCGGGGCUUAAGGGCCCGUAAUACACGAAACAAAAAGAGUUGUGUGUAAACAAAGAGAAAGGAAAAAACAACGUGUAUCCUUUGUACGCUUCGAUGAAGAAACUUUGUGUUCAGCCUCACUCCGUUCGACGACGAUUUUUCAUUUUGUUGUUGGCCCUGCCGCGAUUUACUCCUUUAUUUCGUUCUUUUUUUUUCAAUUACGGAGAUUCCUUCCGAGGUCUGUGCUCUUUUCUUUUUCUCAAGCGAAGAAACGAUAAACGAAAAAUAAAAAAAGAAAAUUCGAUCCUCCAAGCUAUCAUCAUCGGAAAUGAUUUUCCCUUUGUUCUUUUUUUCCGUUUUAGGAUCAAAUCGAAAGACGG